Oryza brachyantha (malo sina) is the source of this 1901-nucleotide messenger RNA. RefSeq names its product E3 ubiquitin-protein ligase RHF2A-like. Gene Ontology annotation, molecular function: ubiquitin-protein transferase activity. The record is from RefSeq and is a predicted model, not a curated record. Bases 426 to 1544 code for a protein of 372 amino acids. The transcript is spliced from 9 exons. NCBI's taxonomy places the organism in Eukaryota, Viridiplantae, Streptophyta, Magnoliopsida, Poales, Poaceae.
GCGGGGGAGAGCGAGAGCGAGAGGGGGGAUUUUUUUCCUUUUUCCCUUAUUUUUUAAGAGAAAGCGCCUCCCCGACUCCGUCUCCUCCUCUCGUCCUCGUGGUCGUCGUCUCGCCUUCUUCGCCGCCGAGGCGGAGCAAUUGCGCGGGGAGUUCGCUGAUUAAUUCCGGCCAAAUCUUGAAUUCCCCUUGAUAAAUCGGGAUAAGGUAGCCUCGCAAUCCAUCUGUGUGCCCUCCCUGGAUGUUUUUCCGGUGUUUUUUCUACGAGUUUUUCGUGCACUUUUGGUGGGAUUGGGCCAUUUUGGGUGUGGGGGCGUGGCGAUUUCGCGACAUUUCUGGCCGUUUUGAUACGUUUUUUUUUCUUUGGGCAUCGGGCCUAGGAAUCUUGCGCGGGAAGAGCUAAUCGAAUCGGUCGGAUCGUUCGGAGAUGGACGAGAAGGUGAAGAUGGAGAGCAAGCUGUCCUCCGCGGCGGCGUUUGUGGAGGGAGGCGUGCAGGACGCCUGCGACGAUGCCUGCAGCAUCUGCCUCGAGGCCUUCUGCGACAACGACCCCUCCACGGUGACAAGUUGCAAGCACGAGUACCAUCUCCAGUGCAUUCUUGAAUGGUGCCAGAGAAGCUCUCAGUGUCCCAUGUGUUGGCAACCUAUCAGCAUGAAGGAUUCUAUGAGCCAAGAGCUACUUGAGGCCGUUGAGCAAGAGAGGAACAUCCGAGCUAACCGUUCGAACACUGCUGCUAUUUUUCACCAUCCAGUAUUGGGUGAUUUUGAGGUUCCUGUAGGAGCUGAUGACACUGAACUUGAGGAGCGCAUUAUACAGCACUUGGCUGCUGCUGCUGCAAUGCGUAGGUCACACAGACAUGGUAGAAGAGAUGGCCAUCGUAGCCGGUCUGGAGCUCAUAGCCGCCCACAAAUUGUGGUAUUUUCAAGGAAUGAGGGUAUUCCUGGUGGCUCCGUGCAUCCAGGUUCAGGCCAAGAUGGAGAUCAUGAACAAUCUCCGGGUUUAGGUUCUGCUCGUCCUUUUGCUGCUCUUGCUGCUACAGACCAAGGACAUCUGAGUGGUGGUUCACAGCUAUUUGUGGGUCAUUCUGACCAGGGUUCUUCCAAUCCAUCUCUGCAUGAUGAAAGAGCAAUGAGCAGGACUUCUGAAAAUCAAUCUACAUCUGUCAAUCAAGAUACAGCAGGACCAUCUGAUCUGCAGUCAUUCUCUGACACACUGAGAUCUCGUCUACAGUCAGCUUCGACUAAGUACAAAGAUUCUAUAACAAAGAGCACACGGGGAUGGAAAGAAAGGUGGUUUUCUCGGAGUAACACUAUAUCAGGCCUUGGCACUGAAGUAAGGAGGGAGGUCAAUGCUGGGCUUGCUGCGGUAUCUCGCAUGAUGGAACGGCUAGAAACAAAGGAUGGCACUGGACCAUCUGCUGUUCCUACAGCUAGUGCUAGUUCUCCUUCAGAUGCCAAUAAUCAAAGGAUAGGAUCCCCCAACCAUGCUGCUGUUGUAAAUGAUACUUCUCCCACGACUUGUGCGUCAGGAUCUGGGUCUCAAUGACCCACUGCAUGUUUGUUGAAGAAUCGAUACAACUUUGAAGACAGGCCCUGAGAGACGCCAUCAGUUUGGAGCCACCUGAGAUCCAGCGAUGCUUCAUGAUCUUUGCUUAGGUCUGUGUGCUUCAGAAGUUCGCUGAAGCUCUUGCGUCCAGAUCACGGGGCAUCAGGCUUGUGCUUCCACCCGAUGAACCUUUUACAUUUUUUUACCUUGUCUAAUAUUUGCGAGGCUAUUAUAAAAUGGUAUCGCUGUAAAUUGCAACAGAAGGAAUGUCGGUUGUGAAAUUCUUGUUGAUAUCCCUAUAAAUCUAGUGCACCAAUGGGGCGAUGAUGAUGAGUCAUCGAACCGGAUUUUUAGCUA